Cyprinodon tularosa is the source of this 3434-nucleotide messenger RNA. Its product is annotated as sentrin-specific protease 1. Lineage: Eukaryota; Metazoa; Chordata; Actinopteri; Cyprinodontiformes; Cyprinodontidae. The record is from RefSeq and is a predicted model, not a curated record. The coding region runs from base 451 to 2622 and encodes 723 amino acids. The transcript has 18 exons. Gene Ontology annotation, biological process: protein desumoylation. Gene Ontology annotation, cellular component: nucleus. Gene Ontology annotation, molecular function: deSUMOylase activity.
UGAGCCCCAGAACUACGUCAGGUUCAGCCAUGAUGUGGUUUUGAAUGAGGAAGAAGCGGGAGAUGUUUUACUUCAACGAGUUUAUUCACGUUUUAUUGAAACAUUAACGAUCUGGAAAGGAGUUAAUCUCAAACAAAAGAUGAGAGCAAACUUUCCGACCGCGCGAGCAGCGACCUAUGGCGUUCCAGCGGGAAUUUAAACACGACUCGGUAAAUUAGCCGUUUAGCUAACGACGCUAGCUAGAAACGGCUAAUUCUAGGCUAAGAGGCUAACGGUUUGUUUUUCCUUUGGAAAGUGAAAAUUGUGUUUAUCUGGAGCGUUUCCCUUUAAAACCGCCAUAGCAAACCUACCUCACUCGAAUAAGUCGAGCUCGACUUUAAUUCAGACUAAUAGCAGCCAUCGCGUAUCUGUUCUUUAAAUCAUCGCUGUCAUUUAUGAACCUUUAACGUCAUGCUGAAUAAAAUCUACGAAUGGAUAGAGACGAGCUUUGCCAAUUUACGCAACGGAGAGCCGGCUGUGGAGCAUACACCUCGACACCCGGCUCCGAGAGAUGCUCUGAUCAGAAGGAAAAGAACAAUUGAUUGUUUGGAGGAGGACCAAAACACCAAUGAAGAAAAUUUACCUAUUAAGAAAACACGAAUGGGUGAUUUCAUUGAUUCAGUCAGGAGUGCUGCUGAAGGGGUUAAAACCCAUAGUAACAAUGUAGCUACAUGGAUGAGGAGAAAUGUAAGCCCAGCCUUGAGGAAUAUGCUGCCUACCUCCUCUGAUUCCCCUCUGGAAGAACCACAGCCGUCAACAUCAGCAGCAAGUAGACCGAUUGUUCACAGGAACUCUUUGGGUGAAACAUUUGCAGCUCCUUCAACUACACUUGAAUGGAAAACACCCAGAUCAGAGUGGCUUCGUAAUGAGAGAAUGAUUAUGGGAUCUAAAGUCUGUAGGCGACAAGUUUGUAUGACUCCUGCACAUCGGGAGGUCCCAAAAACGAAUGGCCAUCCUAAUAGUGUGCCAUCCUCAAUUAAUACCAAGCUGCACCCCUCCCCAAGAUUAGGCAGACCUUUAAACCUCCGGCCACUCAGUGCUUCAAGUUUCUCGGGUGGAGUUGGCACAACAAGCAGCUCCUGCAGCAACAUGUAUGAGAAGACCUUUCCCAUCAAAGCGGUCCAGAGCCCAACUCACAGCACCUCGUCAAGUCGCUUAAACAGAGUGGGGUACCACUGCACAGCUCAGGAGUCUGUUCGUGAGGAGGAGAAGGAGAUCUACAGGCAGCUUAUAACUAUGGUGUCAGGUGGUCAGUCAUCUUUCCUUCAGAAUGGCAGCACACACACCUUUGUGAGGUCCCAUAGAGAUUUCACCAGCUUCCUCACCAGCCACAGACGCCUACAAAUGGCUUCUCCAGCUGGAUCAGCGGCUGGAGGGACUUCAGAGGGACCCAGUAGCCCACCCAGCCUCAGAGGGAUGUCAAGCCAGAACUCCAGCAACCUCCCCAGUCCUGUAGGGCCCUCCAGCAAGUCAGAGACCCAGAUUUGGUCCCCAGACACAGACCUUGGCUCUGGUCAGACCACUGUAAUCUUCUCAGCUCCUUCCCCAUCAGCUCUACAAGAUGGCACCUCUCAGGGGACAGAAUCAUCAGCUCAUGACGGUGACUCUGUAAUUAUUGUAAAUGAGCAAAAAUGCAAAAAGCAAAAUAUCUCAAGCGUGCCAUUAUUCCAAGCAGAGCUAUGGAUUAAGGAAUUGACUAGCAUGUAUGAUUCUCGGGCGAGAGAAAGACGGAGACAAAUCGAAGAGCAGGAAGCCUUGGCCUCCCAGCUUCAGCGACAGCGCUUGUCUGAGGAGGGAAAACUAAGCCCAGAUGUUGAGGUCCAUGUUCGUGUUCCAUUGGAGAAGGAAGUUCCUCUGACUCCUGUCAUAGAGGAGUCCAAGUCUGUGGAGGAGAAACCAGAAUUUCCAGACCUCACAGAGGAAAUGGAAGCUGAGGUGCACAGAGUUCUGAUGAAAGGAGCAAAUCCUCAUGAAGUACUAAGUGAAGGUUUCGGUCUCAGCCUCACACGAAAAGACCUCCAGACCCUCAACAACCUCAACUGGCUCAAUGAUGAGGUUAUCAACUUUUACAUGAAUCUGUUGGUUGAGCGCAGCAAACAGCCAAACCUCCCAUCUGUCAAUACAUUCAACACGUUUUUCUACCCCAAGCUUCGCAGCAGCGGUUACUCUGCUGUCCGCCGGUGGACCAAAAAGAUGGACAUUUUUGCUAAAGACAUCCUUUUGGUUCCUGUCCACCUAGGGAUGCACUGGUGCCUCUCAGUGGUGGAUUUCCGUAAAAAGUGUGUUUUGUACUUUGAUUCUAUGGGAGGAAGCAACAAUGAAGCUUGUAAAAUGCUUUUUGACUACUUGCAACAGGAAAGUAGAGACAAAAAAGGCAGAGAACUUGAUACCUCAGGCUGGACUCUCCACAGCAAGAAGCCCAGUGAGAUCCCUCAGCAGAUGAAUGGCAGCGACUGUGGAAUGUUCACUUGCAAAUAUGCAGAUUACAUUACCAAAGACAAACCCAUCACAUUCACACAGAAACACAUGCCGUACUUCAGAAGAAGGAUGGUUUGGGAGAUUGUGAACCACAAAUUGUUGUGAUAUCACAGCGGCUGUCCAAAGACUUUAAAGUCGGUUCAUGAUGAAGGGUGAGCUCCAUUCCUCAGGAGGUUCAACCAAGACUUGCACACCAGCUCCUCUGACCAGAAACCAGCUGUUUCAUCAAAGCCCCCCUGAGCUAACGUUGGCUGACAGGAUGUUGCUGGAGCUUAAAUCACUGCCUCCCACUCCUUUUCUUUAUUUCUUUGACUUGAUGCUGCAGGGGAGCAUCGGAAUAGCAGCUAAAACACUUUGCAAUUGGCUCUAUUACCCAGCCACAACUGUUUUUGCAUCAUAUGUAGUGAUGUGUUCUGUAAUGAAUCAUACUCUGAGAUUGUCAGUCUGUGACAUCACAGUGUUGCAUAAUCUGAAUUUACCAUUAAAAUACAUUCUCCCAUAGUUUGUUAAAAUGACAAAAGGGCUGCCAACUUUCAUCUAUGAACAGUUACUCAGAAUAUUUUUUUCUGUUUAGUCACCUGACAGCUACAGGUCUGUGCAGUAUGGAUAGUGCUUACCAUGGAUGAUGGAAUAAAAGGUCAAGGAGAUGCUGCCUCAGAGUAUGAUUUAUCAUUUAAAUAAAACAAUGUCUUACUUUUAGCAAUCCAGGUGUAACCGAGCAUUUAAAGCCUAAUUCAGCAGGGUAAAAAAAAAUGUCAUUUCCUUAUUCUUGAUAAAAUUGUAAAUUAAAAUCUAUUUUAUGUAUUUGAGUCUUUUUGUUAGGCAGCAACUUUUUGGUCAUUCGGUGUAUUUUGAAUUUUUGUACAUACUUGAACUAUAUACAGCCCAAGAUGUAACAAUAAACAUUUUUUUAUGUA